AUGCUUGCGCCAAGUCUCUCGUCUAGAGCCUGCAGCUCCUGCAGUAGUCUCCGACUAAAACCCCUACACUUCCGCAAUCUCACACGAACGCAACCCUUUCACUCCACACCCUCCCUCAAAUCCAAAGUCUCCUACCGCGUCGCCGUCUCCUCCACCGGCAAAGGCCGCCGCUUCCACCCCCUCAAAAAUGCCUUCAACUUCGACCCUGCUGGACCAGCCCUUGGCGUCACAAAAGAAACCAACUCCGUCAGUCGCCGGCGCACCCGGCCAGACAGCGGCGAGGACGCCUUCUUCGUCAGCCGAAUCGGCAACCGUAUCUCAGAUCACCAAGAAGGCAAUGCCGAGGCCGUCGCAUUCGCAGUCGCUGACGGCGUAGGCGGUUGGACCGAGUCUCGCGUCGACCCGGCGGAUUUCUCUCACGGACUGUGCGGAUACAUGGCGCACACGGCACAAACGUGGCAUGAGCCUGCCGAGGCAUUACGGCCCAAGUCACUCUUGCAGGCCGGGUACGAUGCUGUCGUGGAUGAUCCGACCAUUCGCGCCGGCGGCAGUACGGCCUCUGUUGGAGUCGCGUUGCCAGACGGGCGGGUGGAAUUGGCAAAUCUGGGCGAUUCAGGGUCGGUACUCCUGCGGCGGGCGGCAGUUCAUUCGUAUUCGAUUCCGCAGACGCAUGGGUUUAAUACGCCUUUCCAGCUGAGUGUGAUUCCGCCUCGGAUGCGUGCCCAGGCAAAUGUCUUUGGGGGCGCGUUCCUGGAGGACUUUCCGAAAGACGCCUCAGUGACCAAUGUUCAGAUGCAGCAUGGCGAUGUGUUAAUGCUGGCCACGGAUGGUGUCUUUGAUAACCUGAACAACCAGGAUAUCUUGAAGCUCAUCACUAGUCGCAUGGUGAUGACGGGCGCCUGGACGGCGACGGAGUCCGGUGUCGGAGUCUCGGAUAACCUACGUGCUCUGGCGGCGCCCGGCGGGCUGGCAGAGGCACUUCCGACGCCGCCUGGCUCGCCGAUGAAGGAUGCAGAAGAUAGCCUUGCAGAUGGGGUAACGUUGCAGUCUGUGCUGGCCGCUACCAUUGCCGGCGAAGCAAAGAAGGCCAGCGUGGAUUAUCGUCGGGAUGGGCCUUUUGCCAAGGAGGCCCAGCGGUACUAUCCUGGGGACUAUUACCGUGGCGGCAAAGUCGAUGACAUUUGCGUUGUCAUUGUGGUGGCCGUGGAUGAUAGCUGUGCAGCCAAGCUUUGA
Molecule: messenger RNA, 1233 nt
Organism: Penicillium olsonii
Lineage: Eukaryota; Fungi; Ascomycota; Eurotiomycetes; Eurotiales; Aspergillaceae
Source: the annotation of a GenBank genome assembly